GGGGCGCGCGGUUUUUGCCAGUGUUCUGGUGGGUGCUGCUACCUAACAAGGGUCUAGUCGCAGUUAGCUCUUUGUUUUGAGCAUGCAGCUUCUCUUUUUUCAUAGUGAACGAAACCGCAGAGAGGAACAGAAGAGAGACGAGCCAGUUAAGUUCCACUCGUUGUGAUCCAUCACUUUAUGGCCAUGAAGCUUGUAGCCUCUGUCUUCAUACUGGCUGUAGCCUCCUUCUGCCAGGCUCUGGAGAACGGACUCAUGAGAACACCCCCAAUGGGUUGGCUUGCAUGGGAGCGAUUUCGUUGUAAUGUUGACUGCAAGAAUGAUCCUCAGAACUGUAUCAGUGAAAAUCUGUUCAUGGAAAUGGCAGAUUACCUGGUGACCAAUGGCUGGAAGGAUUUGGGCUAUGUGUAUGUGAACAUAGAUGACUGCUGGACAGCAAAGAAGCGGGAUGCCAAAGGACGACUGGUUCCAGAUCCUGAGAGGUUUCCUCAUGGGAUCAAAGCCUUAGCAGAUUAUGUACACUCAAAGGGACUGAAGCUUGGCAUUUAUGGUGACCUUGGUAUCUAUACCUGCGGUGGAUACCCGGGCACUAAAUUGAAUCAAAUUGAACUGGAUGCUUCGACUUUUGCUGAAUGGGGGGUGGACAUGCUGAAGCUAGAUGGCUGCUAUUCAUCAGCAUGGUACCAGGCCAAAGGUUAUCCUCGAAUGACCAGGGCUCUAAAUGCAACAGGCCGUCAUAUUGCCUAUUCCUGUAGUUGGCCAGCAUAUCGAGGGGGGCUUCCACCACAGGUAAACUACACCCUCCUGAGCAAUAUCUGUAAUCUCUGGCGAAACUAUGUUGACAUUCAAGACUCUUGGGAUAGUGUCCUCUCCAUUGUGGAUUGGUUUUCAAACCAUCAGGAUGUGCUUCAGCCACAGGCCGGCCCUGGCCACUGGAAUGAUCCAGACACGCUAAUCAUUGGAAACUUCGGUCUUAGUGAGGAACAAUCCCGGUCCCAGAUGGCCUUAUGGACUAUCCUUGCUGCUCCUCUUUUGCUAUCCACAGACCUCCGCACAAUUUCUCAAAGUUCAAAGGAGAUUCUGCAGAACAAACUGAUGAUCAAAAUCAACCAAGAUCCCCUAGGAAUCCAAGGACGCAGAAUCCUUCAGGAGAAAUCUUACAUUGAAGUGUUCCAGAGGCCUCUUUCCUGCUCAGCCAGUGCUCUGGUUUUCUUUAGCCGGAGGACAGACAUGCCAUAUCACUAUACCACCUCCCUUGCCAAGCUCAAUUAUACACAAAAUGCCAUAUAUGAGGUACAAGAUGUCUACACUGGUGAAAUGAUCAGUGGGUUGAAGAUUACUGACAAAUUCACAGUGGUAAUUAACCCCUCUGGGGUAGUCAUGUGGUACCUCUACCCAAUAAUGUACCUGGACCAGCCUUUCAGCUUUCUAAACCAGUUUUAUAAAUCUGAAACCAAGAAGUUCUAUCCUUUUCCACUGUGACAUCAAAAGGCCAAAUGGAUCCUCGUUUGGUAUAGCAUCUUAGCAAACCUGGUGUAGCUGACAGUGCCCCACACUGAAAAUAAUCAAAUUGUGCAAGUUGGUAAUUUACGCAUAGCUUCUGGAUACUAAUGGAGACAAUUUAUAUCUACCUCAAUGGGCCAAGGAAAAGCUUGGAGAAUCAGCCUUAAUGAUUGCCUGAUGUAUUUUAAAAUACUCAUAGUGCAGUCUAGAUAGCUUUAAACAGUAGGAAAUUUUAAAUUAUUCUUACAAUUAUGAAUCAGCUGUCAUAGUAGAUGUUUAAUACCCAAAUGGAGAAUGAUCUGAGAGCUGCAAUAUCCUAUUCUGCCUACAUACAAAUAUUUUUCAAAUGUGCAACAGUAGUGGGAAAGGUGCUAACAGCAAGCAUAUUAAGUUUAUGGAAGGGAAAUUACCCAGCAUGGUGUCUUCCACCUACAAUAUUUGCGAGAGGCUGAAUCAUAUCUUUGAAUCAUAAGAGUUGGAAGAGAUCUCCAGGGUCAUCUAGUCCAACCCGCUGCAUAAUGCAGGAAAAUCAAACUUUGUUAUGAUCAAGACUUCUGUUCUUUGAACAGCAAAUAGAAUGAUGAAUAUAUUGAUUUUUUUUUUGGACACAAGUUCCAUAACAGGGGAAAAACUCAUUUUCACAUGCCAGCUUUAUAGUUACCUUUCAAGUAGCAGCUUGUUGCUGUGAGGGGACAUCAUAAUGAACACAUAACCCAUUAACUCUGUCAGGAAGCACUGCUGUGUAACAGGAAAACAAGUGGCUAUGACCAUCUCUGGGGCAGAACUUGAGCUUAGGGAUAGCAUACAGUUUUGAGAAAUAUAUGUACAGCCUAGAAACUUAAUAUCUGGUAAGGAUAGCCCUACCAAAAGGAGGGAGUCAGUUUGUGGAACAGACUGUACAGUAAGCAGUGUGCUCCCCCUUAAACUAUUUAGGGGACUUCAUGUUAAAUGAAAGUAAUGCUGUACGUCAUGUAAUACAGAUGCAAACAGUUAUCAAAACUGCUACAAACUGAACUUGAGCAGGCCAAAAUCAAGUUUAAGUAUCACUGGAAGAUGCUGUUACUUGUCAGCCAUUUGGUGCUUUUUCUUUUUCUUUUUUUUGCUUGUAACUUUCAUGCACUUAUCUGUGGAAUAAAGAUAAUCUGACACUGC
This is a messenger RNA of Heteronotia binoei (common prickly gecko), 2652 nucleotides long. It is a transcript of the gene NAGA, whose product is annotated as alpha-N-acetylgalactosaminidase. The record is from RefSeq and is a predicted model, not a curated record. Gene Ontology annotation, biological process: oligosaccharide metabolic process; glycoside catabolic process; glycosylceramide catabolic process. Gene Ontology annotation, cellular component: cytoplasm. The transcript has 9 exons. Bases 178 to 1479 code for a protein of 433 amino acids. Gene Ontology annotation, molecular function: alpha-galactosidase activity. Lineage: Eukaryota; Metazoa; Chordata; Lepidosauria; Squamata; Gekkonidae.